Yarrowia lipolytica CLIB122 is the source of this 339-nucleotide messenger RNA. RefSeq lists its product as uncharacterized. The record is from RefSeq and is a predicted model, not a curated record. NCBI's taxonomy places the organism in Eukaryota, Fungi, Ascomycota, Dipodascomycetes, Dipodascales.
AUGGUCUUACUACUGGCAAACGUUGCGAAGGGGAUGAGCACGGAUGAGGCUCGGGCUAGACGAAACGCACGACGAGAGGCCCGAAGACAGGCGCAGAACGAACGACGUGCCGCUCGAAGAGCCCGGAACAUUGAGAAGCGACGGCUCAAGGAGCUUGGCCGGGAGGCAGAAAUGUCCGACCUCGAGCCCACCGAGUCGGAGUUUGAUCCCGACGCGGAUUCUGAUCUGGAAACCCAGCAGGAGUAUGAGAAGGAGUAUCAGCAUGAAUUGGAGCUAAUCCAGGAGAAGACGGCCAAGGAGAAGGCCGAGGCUCUUAAGGGGAUAGAGAAGCAUUGGUGA